Solanum verrucosum is the source of this 721-nucleotide messenger RNA. RefSeq names its product remorin-like. The transcript is spliced from 5 exons. The record is from RefSeq and is a predicted model, not a curated record. The coding region runs from base 25 to 597 and encodes 190 amino acids. NCBI's taxonomy places the organism in Eukaryota, Viridiplantae, Streptophyta, Magnoliopsida, Solanales, Solanaceae.
AUAUUUAUCAUAUAGAUUAUAAUCAUGGGAGAAGAAGAAUCAAGCCCAUUAGUUUCUCCACAAAAUUAUGAGCACAAAAAUGAAGAACCAAAUGAGAAAAUUGAAGAAAAUAAUACACUUGCAAUUGUUCCAACUUUAGAUGAUAAAGAGAAAAUAUCUUCCCAUGUUCAAGAAAAGGGAAUAGAUUCUGGAAUUCAGAAAAGUACAGGUGGUUCCAAGGACACAGAUACUGCACUUGCAAAGGUUGAAUCAGAGAAAAGAUUGGCUUUGAUCAAGGCAUGGGAAGACAAUGAAAAAACAAAAACUGAAAACAAGGCACUUAAAAAGUUAUCAACAGUUGGAUCUUGGGAGAACACAAAAAAGGCAACUAUAGAAGCUGAAUUGAGACAAAUUCAGGAAGAAUUAGAGAAGAAAAAGGCAGAAUACGCAGAGAAGAUGAAGAACAAGAUGGCUGAAAUUCAUAGAGAAGCAGAAGAAAAGAGGGCAAUGAUUAAGGCGAAAGAAGGCGAAGAUAUUCUCAAGGUUGAGGAAAUUGCUGCUAAAUUUCGUGCUACUGGCAAUAUGCCUAAAAAUUUCUUGAGAUGCUUUGGCUACUAAAUUUUGCUUCUUUUGACAAAAACAUUAAUCAUGUGCUUUGGUUGUGUGUAAUUGUUUAAUGAUCCUUAUGUGUAUAGACUAUAGAGUAAGUUGUUGUUUAUAUUAUUGAUAGAACAAUCAUGUG